AUGCCCAGAUCAACAACAAAAACCCGGCUUCUCCUCCUCUCAGACACUCACACCACACCCCCUGCACCUCCCCACGGCCCCAAUGCCUCCAACACACCCUACAGGCAGCCGCUCCCUUCAGCCCAGAUCCUGCUUCACGCCGGCGACAUCACCAAAGUCGGCCUCGCCUCCGAACACAAGUCCAUGCUCGAGCUCCUAAAAUCGCACCCCGCCGAGCUGAAAAUCGUCAUCGCCGGUAACCACGACAUCACACUCGAUGAGGGCUACUACAACCGGGUAGGAUGGCUGCGACACCGCUACCGCGAACCAAACGGGAGAGACCAUUUGGCUGCAUUGCCUUCAGCGGCUACCGGUACUACAUCAGGACCCUCCGGGUCGGGAUUGGCGUCACUAGAAUCCCCCGCACAGAUAAAAGCCCUCUACACAAGCCCCGAAGUCACAGCCGCGGGGAUAGUCUACAUGGAAGAGGAAAUCCGCACGUUCGUCCUUCCCUCCACGGGGGCAAGAUUCACCGUCUAUGCGUCUCCCUACACGCCUGAGUUCUGCGCGUGGGCGUUUGCGUACCCCCGGAGCGAAGACCGGUUUAACUACGGGCAGGGCGCGAAAACGCCUGUUCCGGAUUACCCCGGGGCGGAUAUCUUGAUAACGCACGGUCCGCCGUAUGGGAUUCUGGACCAGGUUGUUGGGGGUGGACAGAGUGUAGGGUGUGAGCAUCUGUUUCGUGCUGUGAGGAGGGCGAGACCGGCGGUGCAUGUGUUUGGACAUAUCCAUGAGGGGUAUGGGGCGCGAAGGGUUGAGUGGGAGGGAUCAGGCUCGGAUUUGGUAUCUGGGGGCCCUGCGGGUUGGGAUGGGACUGGAAUCAAGAGGGUAGAGGAGGUGUCUUGGGACCGGGAAGAUGUGAUGGAGGAGCGGGGUGCGCAUGUGGAUCUUAGUUCUGGAUCUGGUAGACCAUUGCGACGUGGGGAGGAGACGUUGUUUGUUAAUGCGAGUGUUGUAACGGUUAAUUAUAAGGGGCUUAAUGCGCCUUGGGUGGUUGAUUUGGAUUUGGAGGUUGAUGUGAUGAGCAAGUGA
Molecule: messenger RNA, 1071 nt
Organism: Aspergillus puulaauensis
Lineage: Eukaryota; Fungi; Ascomycota; Eurotiomycetes; Eurotiales; Aspergillaceae
Product: metallophosphatase domain-containing protein
Exons: 1
Coding region: 1-1071 (356 amino acids)
Molecular function (GO): hydrolase activity
Source: RefSeq, a predicted model, not a curated record